UGUGAUGAAACUCCAAUCUUUUGGGAUGAUUGAACCAUUUUGUGGGUGGUAUGGAGAUCCUAAACCAGAUCAGAAGUUAUUAAUUACAGGAAGCAAUCGUAUACCGAUUGAAAAGACGGAAGAAUAUAAUUCAACCAUAAUAAUGACCCGAGUUAGGGAUCAAUCACCUAAACAAUGUCGGUUAGCUCAGGAGUACUCCGAUAUGCUUCCAGAGGGAUUGCAGAACGAGCAUUUGUGCUACGAGAACCAGCCCUUCCUUGUUCCAGGCGCUUGUGAUAUAGUGAUAGGAAGUCCAAUUGAAAGAAACGGUGAAAAACGCAUUUAUAUCGAUGGCAUCAAUUUAUUUGGUCGCGAUUGUGGCUAUGGUGAGCCGGCUGUAGGCAUAAGGCUCAGUUCACACAAAGCUUGGCUCGAAUCGGUCCUGCUUCCUCGGUCUAAGAGAGAUCCUUUAGUGUAUCUUGAUCCAGAUCUAGAACUUGACGACAAAUGCGAGUAUGCCGAUCUGACAAAAGGAAUUUGUAUGACUGAAAAACAUUGCCCAGCCAUUCACACACGACUGCAGAACAGCCAACAGGUUAUGUUCUGUGGAAAUAGAACUGUGCUUUGUUGUCCUAACAAAGCUACCGAUCCUCGAAUGAUGGCAAUAGAAGACGAAUUCAACCAGUGUGAGAAGCGCUAUCGUCACUUAAGAACUGAUCGACAGAACGGAGGUUCUCAUGCCAUUGAGAUAGGAUGGCAAGAUGAUCGCAACACUACGUAUGGAUGUUACGGAUACCUCAUCAGUACACGUGGUAUUGUUUCAUCUGCAUCCUGUUUAUCGGAAAGAGGCAGAAUGCCGAACAUUGUGCGGAUUGGAGGAAUCGAUUCAUUGGACAAUUCGCGUGUUGUUCCUAUUGAGAAAGUCAUCAUCCAUCCCGACUACAAUAAGGAAACACUAGAACAUAAUAUUGCAAUAGUGAAACUCGAAUCAACCGUGGAUCCAUCGGAGCAUGUAUUUCCUACGUGUCUUUGGCAGAACAUUACGCACUCGCCGGUCAAGCAGCUAGUAUUGGAUUUUGCUUCCAAGCGAUACGAUCCCAUUCAUCCGAUGUACAAAAGCGACUGCGAGGCUCUUUUGAAUCGUACCUUCAAUGAGCAUUAUUCCCUCUGCAUGAAUCCAGGAACAAAAUUCUACAAAACCUUAUUUUAUGCUGGGGAUUUACAAGUGCGACUGGUGCCAAAUGUUUCUAUCUCCAAUACCUGCUAUGAAACUGGAAGUCCUAUCGUAUGGAGACAGGCUCCGAAUAGCACUGAUAACGUAGAAUAUCUCGUGCAUAUGUACAGCCACGGAAGCUGCGAUCUGAACACUCCACGCGUAGUGACCCGUAUUGCUGCGUACAUCGGGUGGUUCAAAGCAGUGCUGCAUUAAUUGUAGUGCUACAUAAUGUUACCGAAUGUGUUCACUCUG
This is a messenger RNA of Anopheles gambiae (African malaria mosquito), 1447 nucleotides long. RefSeq lists its product as uncharacterized. The transcript is spliced from 4 exons. Gene Ontology annotation, molecular function: serine-type endopeptidase activity. Lineage: Eukaryota; Metazoa; Arthropoda; Insecta; Diptera; Culicidae. The coding region runs from base 5 to 1408 and encodes 467 amino acids. The record is from RefSeq and is a predicted model, not a curated record. Gene Ontology annotation, biological process: proteolysis.